ACUGAAAAGUAUUUUAUAAAAUAUUUAAAUAGGAAUAAUUUAAAGAUUCAUAACGUUAUGUUAGCAUUUAAUAUAACAUUAAAAUGAGAAGAUGCAAAAAAAUAAGAUAAUUUUUAAUAGAUCAUCUGAAGAAUGCAAGAAAUUCUUAUGUGACUCAGUAUAUUAUAAGAAAUGUGAAGCAUGUAUUCAUAAUAGUGGUAUGAGCAUAAAGAAUAGAAAUGAACUGAAAAAAUGUAAUUCCAGAUGUUCCCCAAAUGAAUUUAUAUGUAAACUAUUUAAUUAUCUCCCAAUCUCAUUGUAUAAUAAGGUUAUGACAAGUUUUAUUAAAUUAAUAAGAAUAUAUGAACUUUUUAUAUUACAAUUUACUGUUGUAAUGGCAAACCAAGAAGAAACAGGAAAAAACAAUAACAUAAUAAACAGCAUAAAGGAAUAUCCAAGUAUGGUUUGGAAUAAAUAUACAGAGCUAUUGGAAAAAAUAUGUAAUGGAAUUGGACUAGAGAACAAAUAUAAUGAAGAAUAUAUAGCAAUUCCCGUUGCCGUUUUUGCUAUUGUUUUGUUUUUUUGUAUCAUUUGUCUUAUUUGUUAUAUGUGCUGUUGUAAGAAAUCGUGUUGUAAAAAGAAAGAAUCUGAUAAUUCGGAUGUAGAUUGUGAGCAGUUUAUUAUGGGACCAAGUGAACAAAUGUAUAACGCAAUGUACCAAGGGCAAAUGAUGCAACCUCAGAUGAUUUCUGGGGGGAUGGCAUUCCCACAGAUGUACCCCCAGAUGUACUACCAGCAGAUGUAUUAGUGACCAGGAAUUUAAGG
Molecule: messenger RNA, 804 nt
Organism: Plasmodium cynomolgi strain B
Lineage: Eukaryota; Apicomplexa; Aconoidasida; Haemosporida; Plasmodiidae
Exons: 2
Coding region: 92-787 (231 amino acids)
Source: RefSeq, a predicted model, not a curated record